Bipolaris oryzae ATCC 44560 is the source of this 6459-nucleotide messenger RNA. RefSeq lists its product as uncharacterized. The transcript has 5 exons. Gene Ontology annotation, molecular function: cysteine-type deubiquitinase activity. The coding region runs from base 1 to 6459 and encodes 2152 amino acids. Gene Ontology annotation, biological process: protein deubiquitination. Lineage: Eukaryota; Fungi; Ascomycota; Dothideomycetes; Pleosporales; Pleosporaceae. The record is from RefSeq and is a predicted model, not a curated record.
AUGGAUCCCCAGAGCGUAGCUUUCCAGCCGCGCGACGAUCUCUGGCGCUUCCAGAGCGAGAUGCUUCGAGUACAAGAGAGCCAGGCCGAACUUGCUGACCGUGUCGCCCGUUUGGAGCGUAAGCACGACGACGACUCACGUCUGAAGAACGUUUGGGGAACUUCGUCACCUUUCCCUUCAGUCCUGGGCGGAACCCCACAGCAAGUACCCUUGCAGCAGCCUACUGCCGAGCACUUUUCCAACUUUGACGGCCAUUCCACCAACCUCAUCGGUAACCUUCAGCUUGAUGAAGACGAAGUACCCCGCCGCGUAGGCGUCACAUCGCGCGCCAACAGCGUCCGUUUCGAUGAGACGGCAAAUCACGGCCACUGGGCUCACGCGUCGCGGUCUUCGCUCGACCUGAUACCCCGCACAGGCAGCGGCUUGGGUGGGCACGCCAUGAGCGAACGCAGCUACUCGCACAAGUCGGACGGAAGGCAAAGCUCGGCCGGCCACUCAGUACACUCGAUGGCGUCUGGUCGAGCGAACAGCCUUACGAGCUUUGGGCCGACGACGCCUCAAGACGCCCCAGGACUGGCUCCUGGCUUGUUCAUUCUGGGCUCUGUGCCCGCGAUUAUACGUUGCUGGCUCAACACUAACUUCAAGCACGAUACUUUGUUGUAUGCAGCCGUGUGCUCAGGCUCAUACACAUCCUAUCUGGACCUGCACCUUAUCCAACACCUUGGCUUCCAAGACCAGGUCGUGCUCGACGAUGACGGUCUUCGCAAGAUCAAGUUGUCGGUCUACCUCCCCGAAGCCGUGCCGGUGUCGGCUUCUUCCCGGUCCACUAGCUCGGCGCCACAACUUCCAUCAAUUGGCGUGAAUUUCACUGUUGUUCAAGAGCAUCAUCCCGAAGCCAAUCCAAAAGCCGUUCAGAUCUUUCUCGGCAGCGACAUGCUCCGCGCACACAAUGCCGACCUGUUGUUCUCAUCUAGCCAGCUAACCCUCUAUGACGACGACCACAGCAAACUUCAGAUACCUUUGGUUCGUCCAGAAGAUGAACGCGCCUUCAAGUCAUUACAUGUUUCCAGUCGAACCUAUGCCCCGUCGACCGAGCAAGAUAAGAGAGACGUGAUGGCUGCUUCGACACAACAUCAUUCGACAAGUGACGGUUCUGCUACAUCUGUUGCCCAUGAUACUUUCCUGUCUACUGACAAGUCUACUGACACAGGCACGGCAACAAACUCAGAGGACGGGGGCUCGAGUGGUCGUAUGAGUCUUGAGCAGCGUCCACGUCUCGGCCUUUCGUUAUCAAGUCGUCUGGAAGAUGGAAAUGCAGGAGAAUCUGGGGCUGUCAGUGGGGCACCGCGCUCUACAACAGCAUCAUCGGCCAUCUGGAGCAACUGGCGGCGGGACCAAGCCGAGAAGGCUACGGCUGCUGCUGGGCCGUUGGACUGGGCGAGCGUGGGUAAAACCACGAGCUCAAACCCUAGCUACCAACGACGCGAUACGGGCAUCAAGGUGCUGAAGCCGUCCAAGUCGGCAAGGACCAUGUCGGGGUCAAACUCGUUGCCUGCUACGGGACAGUCACGCUUCUUCGAUGAUGGAAAGCGAAGGGGCGAGCCGGAGAGUGAGACGAGCAGCAGCCAGGCACCGCCACAGGCGAAGAGGACGGUGUCUGCGGAGAAGGUGAAGGAGAAUCAUGGGACGGCGACGAAACCACGAUCAGCCAAUCCGGUGGGAGGGGCCUCGUCACGGGCUUCGCGACAGGCCAGCAACUUCAAGACGGCCUCCACUAACAACAAGAAGCGGAAGAUCGUGGUCCCCGCCAGAGACUCGCCAGCCGCCAGGGACGACGGGCACUCGCCGCCGAAUGUGGGCAGCGCUGGCGUAGUAGGCUCCCCUCGCUCCUCCCCGCAGCCUUCAGCAUCACCGCCACGCUACCUGCCACCGCACCUGCACGACGAGGUCCUGGUCGACGCCUCCGACUCGGCCUCUGCCUUUGCACGAGACCACAGCAACGGCGCCAGCUCGCCCAGCGAAGCCUACGCCAACCUGACCCUUGACAGCCGCGAGGCCUCCAUCACCGACCUCGACCGCACCCGCGCUGCCGAACAACUGCCCUCCGCUUCACGGCCCCCGCCCCGCGCCUCGUCGCCCGCUAAGCGCUCUCAUUCAGACAUGGACGACAAGCCCGACCCCAGCUCUGCUGCCCGCAACACCAAGCCGCAGUCCGCAGGCCCAUCACAGCCACAGCCACAGGCACAACGCAGUGCGCGUGCCACAUCGGUCGACAUGGCUGAUACGCCCAACAGCGGCUCCUUUGAUGCCGAUGACCAGGCCCCGGCCUCGUCAUCUACCAUGGCCGCCGACGCCUCGCCCCAGGCCCAGCUGCCCAGCAUAGACGAGCAGGUGACUCGCGUCAUGGGCAUGAUGAACAGUGAGCCUCUGGUCGACCGCCAGGAGGGCUACAUCAUUUCGGAGCGGUGGCUGGAGCGUGUCUGGGCAAGAACGUCGGAGAACGUGAGCAGACCUCAGGACUUUAGCAAGGAAGCGACCCAGGGCCCCGUGGGUCCCGUCGACAACUCGCACCUGGUCGACACGGAACUGCUGCAAGAGGACCUGGCCGACCAGCGUGGCGAAGACUUCAUUCCGCUGAGCAAAGCUGCGACACUUGGCCAGGACUUUGAGGUUCUCCCGCGCAAGGCGUGGGAGCUGGUUCUCAGCUGGUACGGACUCAACAAGGGCAGUCCAGUCAUACGGCGUUACGCCCACAAUACCGUUCCCGGCCAAGCGAGCGAGGAUAUUUCAUACGAACUUCACCCUCCCGUUAUUACUAUUCGCAAAGUGCGGAAGUCAGCGAACCCUGCCGAUACCUCCAAGUUGGCGGAGAAGAUUGUUGCCAGCCGCUACGAGAGCUUCGUCACCUUUCUCGAAGCCGCCAAAAAGACUGUGGGUAUCGAUCUGAGCAACAAGGUUCGUAUAUGGAGAAUUCUCUCUACCGCGCCUACAGACAAGCCCCAGCCGUCCCAACCAUCCGGUAUACUCACUCCAGACGCAUCACCCCGCAAUGGUUCGCCUGUCGCCCCCACGGGCACUCAACGGCCUUCUCUUGUUAUGGAUAUCGCAAGUUUUAACGCACUUGCGUAUGGGUCGGAGCGUGAGCUAGUCACGGGCAAAGAUGAGAAGGCCAACGAGAUUUACAACGAAUCUCUCACUCUGGCCGAUGCUGGUCUCACACAAGAUCAAACAAUCGUUCUCGAGGAACAUGACGAGAAGGGAGAGUACAUUUCCGACACGACCAAAGAGGCGUCGAAAAAUAAGGCUGGCGCUGCAGCAAGCAAGGGUCUCCAAAGUACUACCACCAGCGGGAGGAAUACACCCACCGGUGGCCCCCUAACGCGCGGAAGGAAGCAGAAUGGCAAAGUGCGUGGACAUGUUGGCUUGACAAAUCUUGGCAACACUUGUUACAUGAACUCCGCCCUUCAGUGUCUCCGGAGCGUCGAGGAGCUGAGCAUGUACUUUCUGAGCAACAAAUGGAAAGAAGAGGUCAACGCCGACAAUCCAAUCGGCCACAAGGGCGUCAUCGCAAAGUCGUACGCUUCACUGCUCAGUGCCAUCUAUAGCCUCGACAACAACUCAUCCAUUUCACCAAAGGACUUUAAGCAGAAGCUAGGAAGAGCCAAUAGCCUAUUCUCCGGUUACGGUCAGCAAGACUCUCAAGAGUUUGUCAGCUGGUUGGUAGAUGCGCUACACGAGGAUCUCAACAGGAUACACAAGAAGCCAUACCGGGAAAACCCAGAUUCAGAAGAUGACACUUAUCGUGACCCAGAGGCUGUCAAGAAACUCGGCGAGAUUUAUCGGGAUAAUCACCGCGCUCGAAACAAUUCUGUAGCGAUGGAUCUGUUUAGCGGAUUUUACAAGAAUACCAUGGUCUGCCCAGACUGUGAGAAAGUCAGCAUAACAUUUGACCCCUACAGCCAACUCACCCUGCAAUUGCCCAUAGAGCAGACUUGGACUCACACUAUCACAUACGUGCCGCUUUACGGAAAACCCUAUCAGUUAGAGGUUGACAUUGACAAGAACGCGACCAUUAAAACGCUUAAAGAAUUCGUCGGCAAGCGUGGCGGCGGCGUCCCAGCUAACCGCAUAAUGGCGUCUGAGCUUUACAGCCACAAGUUCUACCGUCACCUGGAGGACUCCCUCACUGUGUCUGAGUCGAACAUUGGAGCCAGGGAUGACAUUUACUUCUACGAACUCGACAUAGCACCAAGCAACUGGCCCGCUCCCAAAAAGAAGGGGUCAAAGUACAAGACGAUGCUUUCCCAAUCUUCCGACGAAGAUAUCCCAGACACUGCUUCGCCGCUGCAUGACCGCAUCGUAGUCCCUCUUUUCCAUCGCAGCCCCAGUGUGUCUGCUUAUAGAUCUACAAGCACCGGCAUGGCGCUUUGGCCAAGUUUUAUCGUUUUGACAAGAGACGAAGCAAAUGAUUACGACGCUAUUUUCAGAAAGGUGCUGGCAAGGGUUGCGCAAAUGACCACACGGAAGAUACUCAGUGAGCUCAGUGGAUCAGAUCAGUCACAAUCUGGUUCUGAUGUUGUGCUAACAACCGAAGAAGAUGCUUCACCCAACGACCCUCAAGUCAAGGAUGGCUCUGUGGAAGGUGAAGACAUAGUCGAGGUGACAAUGACAGAUGCCAAGGAAACUCCUCCUACUCAGGGCGAUGAUGCCAAUCAGAUUCCAGAAGUGCUACGUCCGGGUAGCUUCAUCCACCCCGAAUUCAGACAACUGUUUGAAAUGAAGCACACUAGGAAGAGUAAUGAGAUUGUAACUACUGGAUGGAGUACAUUGGAUCAUAAUCGCGCAUGUGAGCCCAUUUCAAAGCGCAUUCGGGUGCCAUCAUCACGAGAAGAAUCCGUCCAGUCAUCUGUCGGUGGAAGCGAGCCUACAUCAAGUGAUGAGGAUGAAGACGCUUCGCAGUCGACGAUUGUCGAUGCUGAUCCCGCGGUUGACACAACCAAUCCAAGCAGCGACGAAGAAAUGCAAUCGGUAGAGCCAGAAACGACAGAUUUUGCACGAUCCGGUCGUCAAAAUAAGAAGAAGAGCAAGAAAGCACGGAAGCAUGAGCGGAAAAUCGAGCGAAAAAACAAGAAUAAUAAGAACUUCAAGAACCGCAAAGGAGGUAGGGUGCCAGAACAGCCCAACUACCCGGAAGACCCGGAUGAUGAGGCUGAUGAUCGUUUGAUCCGCAUGGGCGAGGGUAUUGUCCUUGACUGGACUUCCGAGGCCAUUGAUGCUUUGUUUGGUGGUACUUCGGAAGACGACCCUCGAGGCGCCGACGUCAUCAAGUCUAUUGAGGUUUUUGACGAUCCUGAGAUUCGGGACAAGAAAGCCAAACGUGCAGCUCGCAGAAAGAACGGCAUCAAUCUGGACGAGUGUUUCACAGAAUCGUCAAAGAGCGAAGUGCUCUCUGAGGACAAUGCAUGGUAUUGCAGCCGCUGCAAAGAAUUGCGUCGUGCGACAAAGACGUUGGAGAUUUGGACCGUUCCUGACAUUCUCAUCAUACACCUCAAACGUUUCAGUGGUCACCGAACAUUCCGAGACAAGAUUGAGGAUUUAGUUGACUUUCCAGUUGAAGGACUAGACCUCUCUGGCAAAGUCGGUUAUCCAGAAGGCAAGGAUCUUACUUAUGACCUUUUCGCCGUUGACAAUCACUACGGUGGGCUUGGAGGGGGCCACUACACAGCCACUGCUCAGAAUUUCUUCGACAAGCAGUGGUAUGACUACAAUGACUCCAUUGUCUCCCGCUGCGACUCUGGUCAAAAGGCUGUUUCGAGAGCCGCAUACUUGCUUUUCUACCGCCGUCGCUCGCCUGUCCCUUUAGGCCCUCCAGAGCUUCAGAAGGUGGUGACCGCCGACGUCAGCAACCCCGACUCUGACGACGAAAACAAUACGGACGCGGACGAUCAGCAGGCCCGCUCUCGGUCACCGGCGGGAAACGGCUUGCGCCUCGGCGAUUCGUCCCGCAAUGGGUCGUCGAGCGCUGGCGCAGUCGGAGCGGGAGCCGCAGCCCUGCGCGGGGAUGGCUUUCAGCGUUCAGCAGCCGGGAACCGUCAAAAGAGCGGAGCCGCAGCCGCGAACCUGAGUGACGACGACGACCUUCCCCCAUAUGCUGACGAAGACGAAGGAUUUGUGGAGGACUCGUACAGCAACAAUCCUUGGGCCACCGACAACGACCAGCCAAUGUGGAGCUUCAAUGCGCUGAGCGACAACGCCGCUCGCAACGAUAACGACUCAGAUACCGGUGGUGUAGUGUCUGACACAGGCGCAGCCUCAACGGGUGACGGCAUGGACUUGAGUGAUAGACUUUUGGAAGAUUUUGGUGACGACGAGCCCGUCAAGGGAGGAUGGGGUGGUGUUGCCACACCUGUCACGCAACAAGAUGACGAAGUUGCCGAGAUUCGGCUAAUUGGCGAUUAA